AUGCAUUCAAUUGGAUUUUUGCAUCGCGAUAUUAAACCAUCGAAUUUCGGUAUUGGGCGUCGGGAAACAAACGAUUAUCAUAUAGUUUAUGUAUUUGAUUUUGGCCUUGCACGACAAUUUGCAACUCGUAAUAAGGAUUGCCGAUUACCGCGGAAAAUAGCUUCCUUCCGAGGUACACCACGGUACGCUUCGCUAAAUAGCCACAAAAAGAAAGAACAAUCACCAAAGGACGAUAUUGAAUCUUGGUUUUACAUGAUCGUUGAAUGGACUGUUGGUUUUCUACCGUGGAAGCAUCUCAAGGUUAUUUUUAAGCAUUUGAAAUAA
Messenger RNA from Gongylonema pulchrum, 324 nucleotides. The record is from the annotation of a GenBank genome assembly. Lineage: Eukaryota; Metazoa; Nematoda; Chromadorea; Rhabditida; Gongylonematidae.